UUGCAUUGACGAAAUCCGCCCCACAACCGCCCGAAAGGUAAUCGGAACUCACAGCGGCAGCUUCCACUGCGAUGAGGUGUUGGCAAUCGCAAUGCUUAAACAACUUCCAGAGUACAAAUAUGCACGCAUUAUUCGUACCCGGGAUAUUGAAAACUGGACACUUGCAAUAUCGUCGUUGAUGUGGGCAAUAUUUUCGAUGCGGCCUCUAAUCGUUUCGACCAUCAUCAGCCGUAAUUCCUUAUACCCCUUUUCUUAUUUAUCUACACAUCUGUUUUUUAGAUCAUUUAACCUUACUAUAAAAAACUUCCAUCCUAAUCUGGAACCAGCCGUGAAACUGAGCAGUGCGGGUCUCAUUUAUGCACAUUUUGGUAAGAGAGUAAUUACCGAGAUUUCUGGGAAGUUGAAUUCUGAUGAGGACUUGGAAGUGGUAUUUAAGCAGCUGUAUAAGGAUUUUAUUAGUGAAGUGGACGCUAUUGAUAAUGGUGUGCCAAUUUCAGACGCUCCAAUAAAUUACCGUAUUGCAACUGGAAUAACUGCUCGAGUGAGUGGUCUUAACGCGGCCUGGAAUAAAGAAGAAAGUAGGAUGGUAAGUUCAAUUAGAAACUUUAAAAAAAAAUAUGCUCUCAUUUUUUAUCACGAUCAUUAUAUUCGAUCUCCUCUGGUAACUUAA
Dibothriocephalus latus is the source of this 670-nucleotide messenger RNA. NCBI's taxonomy places the organism in Eukaryota, Metazoa, Platyhelminthes, Cestoda, Diphyllobothriidea, Diphyllobothriidae. The record is from the annotation of a GenBank genome assembly.